This is a messenger RNA of Trichomonas vaginalis G3, 648 nucleotides long. RefSeq names its product vesicle transport V-SNARE protein family. The coding region runs from base 1 to 648 and encodes 215 amino acids. The transcript has a single exon. Gene Ontology annotation, molecular function: SNAP receptor activity; SNARE binding. Lineage: Eukaryota; Parabasalia; Trichomonadida; Trichomonadidae. Gene Ontology annotation, biological process: intracellular protein transport; vesicle fusion; vesicle-mediated transport. The record is from RefSeq and is a predicted model, not a curated record. Gene Ontology annotation, cellular component: SNARE complex; Golgi apparatus; ER to Golgi transport vesicle membrane.
AUGAGUGCAGCGACAUCUAAACUCGACAAUGCCCUCUCAGAGGCCGAGGGUCUUCUUGAUCAAAUCAAGAGUGAUAUGGGUCGCCUUGAUGGCCAGCCAUUGGAUAAGAGGAGAGCCCUUGAUGCUGAAAUUGAAAGAAAGAUUUCUUCACUGGAGAAUCUUCUCAACAAGAUGACAGCUGAUCUUAGGUCAGUAACACAGCAGUCAUCAAAGAGCUUUUAUGAGGGAGAAAUAAAGAAUUAUCGUGCAGAGCAUUCCAAAGUCAUUGAAGAACUUCGCCAAAAACGUCGUGCUGCCGAGAACGAUCCAGCCUUACGUCAGCAACAGCAGCUUGCUAACAACUAUGAAAAGUCAAAUCAAAUUAAUGACAACCUUGAUGAAGCCAUCCGCACUGGUAACAACACUCUCGCCACGGGCAAUACAAUUAUGGCCACACUUGUUGAUGACCGCAAGCAUCUCGAGCAUAUCGACUCAAAUCUUGACAAGAUCGACCAACAGGCUGAACAAGGCAACAAGACAACCAAGGACAUGCUUCGCCGUGCUUGCUGCAACGGUGUUAUUGCUUGGAUCAUUGUCAUCCUUUUAGCUAUAAUAUUCUUUGCUUCUCUUGGAUAUAAGAUUCAUAAGAAUAAUAAUAAAUCAAAAUAA